Indicator indicator is the source of this 1139-nucleotide messenger RNA. It is a transcript of the gene EAPP, whose product is annotated as E2F associated phosphoprotein. The transcript has 6 exons. The record is from RefSeq and is a predicted model, not a curated record. The coding region runs from base 7 to 873 and encodes 288 amino acids. Gene Ontology annotation, biological process: positive regulation of cell population proliferation. Gene Ontology annotation, cellular component: nucleus. Lineage: Eukaryota; Metazoa; Chordata; Aves; Piciformes; Indicatoridae.
GUUGCCAUGAGCUGCUUGCGGGAGGAGGACGAUCCGUACGUGGUGGAGGAGCCCAGCGAUGAGGAGCGGGCGCUCAGCAGCUCAGAAGACGAGGUGGAUGUGCUCUUACAUGGCACUCCUGACCAGAAGCGUAAGCUGAUACGGGAGUGCUUGACUGGUGAAAGCGAGUCUUCCAGUGACGAUGAGUUCCAAAAGGAGAUGGAAGCAGAACUGACCACCACCAUGAGGACUAUGGAAGGCAAAUGGAAAUCGCCAGAAAUGGGUACUUCCUCAAAUACUGGGCAGACUGGAUCUGCCACCACUUCAAAAUACUACGAUGACAUUUACUUUGAUUCUGAUUCAGAGGAUGAAGAUAAACUAGUUACACAGGAUGUCCGGAAAAACAGAAAACAUCAGCAGCGUCGGAUUCCUUCCAAUGAUGAACUGCUCUAUGACCCAGAAGAAGACAGCAGAGACCAAGAGUGGGUAGACUCACAGAGGAGGGGGUACCGUAAUCAAAGAAGAGCUCUGCCACAGCAGCAGCAGGCAAAACCUUCAGCUGUUCCAAACAGUGAUGCUGUUUUGAACUGCCCUGCUUGCAUGACAACCUUGUGCCUGGACUGCCAGAGACAUGAAUCUUACAAAACACAGUAUAGAGCGAUGUUUGUGAUGAACUGCGCUGUUAACAAAGAGGAGAUUCUGAAAUACAGAGCAAAGCCAAAGAAAAGAAGUAAGAAAAUGAAGCCCAGCAAAGAAACUACCUCUGUACAAUCAAAUCAAGAAGAGGAGGAAGUGUAUCAUCCAGUAUUAUGUACUGAAUGCUCAACUGAAGUGGCAGUAAUGGAUAAAGAUGAAGUUUUUCACUUCUUCAAUGUUCUAGCCAGCCACUGCUAACAUGCAAAAGCAGGGGAAAAAAAUACCCUGCACUGUUUUCAGACUGUGAAGUAUCAAAAAUGCAGGCAGGUUGGCCUUUUUUAAAAUAAGGCCUCUUAAAAUGUACAUUUUCAUCAGAUAGCUUUAUAAUGGUUGGACUUCUGCAAAGUUUAUGAAAUUAAUUCAGUUAACUGCCUGCGUUUGAGAGCAAUGUUCUUUCACAGCAUCAGGUGUGAGGGUUUUAAACUUUGUAAAUAUAAGGUAAGAUCUGUGCAUUAUGAUCAUUC